Vanrija pseudolonga is the source of this 1092-nucleotide messenger RNA. RefSeq lists its product as uncharacterized. Gene Ontology annotation, molecular function: oxidoreductase activity, acting on the CH-OH group of donors, NAD or NADP as acceptor. The transcript has 5 exons. Lineage: Eukaryota; Fungi; Basidiomycota; Tremellomycetes; Trichosporonales; Trichosporonaceae. The record is from RefSeq and is a predicted model, not a curated record. The coding region runs from base 1 to 1092 and encodes 363 amino acids.
AUGCCGGCCAUCCCCCCCAACUCCCUUGUCCUCGUAACUGGCGCGUCAGGCUUCGUCGGAACCCAUACCGUGGUGACACUUGCAGCCAAGGGAUUUCGCGUGCGCGCCGCCGUUCGCUCCGAGGACAAAGGCGAGCACCUCCAGAAACUCGUCGGCGAGGCGCUCGAAUACGUCGUCGUGCCGGACCAGGUUGUCUGCUCAUCCAAGCCCGGUGCGUACGACCUCGCGGCAAACGGCGUCGCCGGCAUCAUCCAUCUGGCCACCCCGAUCCCCAAGGGGGAGCUUGCGAUGAAAGACCCGGAAGAGUUCUUCAUCAAGGCUACCAUCACGGGCCUGCACAACAUACUCGCCAGUGCCGUCGCGGCAGGUAGCGUCAAGCGCUUCAUCCUCGUCAGCUCUGUCUGCACCGUCGGCCCGGGUACCGGUGGCUUUGCGCCGCUCGACCUGUCCGUGACGCUCGACGAGAAGUCGUGGUACACCGACGUCGUGGACACUGUCCGCAAGCUCGGCGCGGCGGCCAACCCGAUGCAAAAGUACGCCGCGUCCAAGGUCGAGCAGGAGAAGGCCUUUUGGGCCUACUUUGACCAGCCCGCGGCGUUCGACGGUGUCUCGAUUCUCCCGAGCAUGGUACGUGCUACUGCCGCCUUCUCAGCUGACCUGCCCCAGAACUUUGGCCCGCCGAUGCAGUACGAGCUAGGCAGCACUGUCCGCUUCAUGUUCCCCUGGCUUGAGCCAGGCCAGAGCGAUGACAAGCUGUCGAACAGUUACGACAACUUUAUCGACGUGCGCGACGUGGCCUUGAGCUGCGUGCUGGCCCUUACCACGGCCGAGGCGGGCGGCGAGCGGCUCAUCAGCUCGGCGGACACGCUCUUCGGCAACGAUUUUGCGCUUGCCGCCGCGUCCUUCCCCGAGCUCGUGGCGGCCGGCGUCAACACUGGCAACGCCGACCCCGCGUUCCGCAAGCAGCUCGAGGUCAAGUCGCCCGUGUACGAUGGGUCCAAGCUCGCGCGUGUGCUUGGCAUCACCUACCGCCGCAAGGAGGACACGCUCAACGAGACGAUUGCGUUUGUCCUCGCGUCGAGGGAGAAGUAG